CCCAACCUUGGACUCUUCUCACACCACAGGUGUGCAGCGGGAGUCGAGUGGACCGUGAGUCCACGCGUAAAAGAGAGGUCCCAAUUUCCACUUGGUGGCUGUCUCUUCGUGCUCAGGCGAACAGCAAGAAUGCUUAUUCCUAAGAAGAACCGCAGGGAGGUUUACAAGUACCUCUUCAAAGAGGGUGUCCUUCAGGCGGAGAAGGACUUCAACCUCAAGGAGCACCCGGAGAUUCCCGGUGUGCCCAACCUGCAGGUCAUCAAGCUCAUGCAGAGCUUCAAGUCCAAGGAGCUGGUGACCGAGCGCUUCUCCUGGAGGCACUACUACUGGUUCCUGACCAACAAGGGCAUUGAUUACCUGCGGGAGUACCUGAACCUGCCCAGUGAGAUCGUGCCUGCUACCCUCAAGAAGUCGAACCGCCCGCUGGAGCGUGGCCCGCCGAUGCGUGGCGACCGUCCCCCGCGCCGCGAGGGUGGCUUUGGUGGUCGCGAAGGCUACCGCGGUGCGCCCCGUGAGGGUGGUGGUUUCGGCCGCGGCGCUGACAAGGCCGGCGCUCCGGGCUCUUACCAGCCGCAGUUCGGCGGCGGCUUUGGCCGUGGUGGUCCGCAGUAAAGUGCCUCUCGUGGUGCUUCGUAGGUUGCCCUCCGCGUUGUAAUUAACGUCACACCUGG
Volvox carteri f. nagariensis is the source of this 671-nucleotide messenger RNA. It is a transcript of the gene rps10, whose product is annotated as component of cytosolic 80S ribosome and 40S small subunit. Gene Ontology annotation, molecular function: RNA binding; structural constituent of ribosome. Lineage: Eukaryota; Viridiplantae; Chlorophyta; Chlorophyceae; Chlamydomonadales; Volvocaceae. The transcript has 6 exons. Gene Ontology annotation, cellular component: cytosolic small ribosomal subunit. The record is from RefSeq and is a predicted model, not a curated record. Bases 130 to 612 code for a protein of 160 amino acids.